This is a messenger RNA of Lucilia sericata (common green bottle fly), 4307 nucleotides long. RefSeq names its product serine-rich adhesin for platelets-like. The record is from RefSeq and is a predicted model, not a curated record. NCBI's taxonomy places the organism in Eukaryota, Metazoa, Arthropoda, Insecta, Diptera, Calliphoridae.
AUUUUCUUUCUCUCUAUUUUCAGUCUGAAAAGAAAAACCUCAAGGAAAAUUUUCCACGAACUUUAUAACUCCAAGAGAUUUCAAUUAAGAAUCUUUAAAACUCCACAAACAACAAUGGCAACACUUUAUUAUAAAUACAACUCUAAAGCAGUAUUCUCGUUAAGUUAAGCUAAGUUACGAACCCACUAAACACUAAAUCGUUCAACAGAUAUUUACCAAGAAAACUUCCUAAUAAUAACAUUCAACAACAAAAAAAAAGACCUUUCCAAGUAAUGUUUGGUCUUUUGAAUACUACACAAAUCUAUGGCAUACAACAACAUCCAGAACAUGAAACACAACUUCAGUUAAAUGUCGCUUUAGCCACGCCCCCUACCCAAACAAACAAUUCACCAACAUUACAACACCCUCAACCCAUACAACGUAGAACUAGUUCUUCUCUAUCCGAUAAUGGUAAUAGAUUUUUUGCUUCUAUAGCCUCAAAAAAUCCCACAAAUUUUAUAGAGAAAUUUUUAAAAACCGAUCUCCUAAGUACCUAUGAUAAUAUCAAAAAUUAUCGUAAUUAUUCAAAUACCACAAAUCACACCCACAACAAUAACCACAACAAACGUAAUUCGGAUCCUUUAUAUACGGAAAGUAGCAGUAAAUUAACUUCUUUCAAUUGUUUGCAUGGCAGUUAUCGUCAUAGUUUUGAUGGUGAAUUUUAUGAUCGUGUCAAAGUAAAUAAUCAUCAUAAUAUAAGCCACAACAGUAAUAAGGAUUCUAAAAACGAGGAUUUGCCUAAAACGGCUGAAAUGACUAUAAAGUGUUCGAAAAAUUUAUUAGCUGUUGAACCAGUCGAACAGGGCCCGGCCACUUUACAAAAUUAUCAGAAAAUACCCGAAAGUGAACAUGAUCUGCUGGUCGAUUCGUUAGUUGCAUCGAGUGGUGCCAGUUCGGGUGAGUUUAAUAGUAGUAGUGAUGCGACUACGACAACAACAACUGGUAAUAGCAGCAGCAGCAAUAGUAUCUCAUCGUCGUUGUCUUCAUCGAAUCUUUAUAAAAGACUUUCUUUUGGCGGACGCAAUUCACAGAAUACGCAGAAACAGGAAAAUGGAGAGUGUAAUGCGCAGGCGCAACAGCAGCAACAACAAGAUGGGGUUACUGAUAACUCUAUUACACUCAAUUUAUCGUCAUCCAUAAUACCCUGCUUGAAAGUCGUCGAUCUACAGCGCAGCAGUUCAUCUACUUCUUCCUCGGGAGAUUUCCUAGGUAAAAGGGAGCGUAAGAAAGGCGCCAUGACACCUCAGCCGGAAAAGACACCUUUGGCAAAUCUUUUAUCACCCUCCUCAAACUCCUCAGGUACUCUACAUUCCCACAGUUCCACACCCAUUUCAGCAGAAAAGGCUCAACGACGUAAACUAUUGCAAAUGUUAUCGAGUUAUGAUCAACAGAAUAAGUUUUUGCAACGUGAAUUGGCCAAAGAGAAACGUCGACGUACCGAGGAAUUGGCCUGUGUGGUAAAGUCGUUAUUGUGUUUUGAGUCUAAAUUAAAAAACGAUAUGAAAUCGGUCAAUCAACGUUUACAAGAGAAAGAUGUGGAAAUUUGCCGUUUGGUUAGACAGAAUAGAGCUUUAAGUAAGAAACUGACGAAACUGCAGGAAGAGGCAAGAGCUAGUGCCCAGGAUGAGGGUGUUGUCGAGGAUGGUGACAAUGAAGAUGAUGAUGAGGUUGUUAGUGGUAAUAAGGAGACAAAAGAUUUACUCGAAGACUGUUUAGUUUUGGAAGCCUUACAAUGCAUCAAUUGCAGAAAGCAAUUCUAUGACAUUGAGCUAACAGACAACUGCACACAAACAGGAGUGGGAAGCGGCUCACUGAAGGAUUCAAAUGGCAGUAGAAAUAAUGAUGAUCCCACAACUGAACACGGCUCUUCGAGUGAUGAUACAGUCUCAUCAUCGUUUUUCGGAGCCAGACGCAGUGUACGCUAUACUAGCAAACGAACCUCGGGAACAUUUCGCGACUAUAUGCGUUCCCGAGCCAUGAACAUUGACGAUCCAGCCUUAGAGGCCGACAACAAUUCCGAAGAAUAUCCUAGCACUAUAAGUCGUGAUGAUUCCCAGGCGAGCUAUGAAAAACUCAAUAUCUAUUCGAGAACGAUGGAACGUAUGCAUGGUGUUAAGAGUGAAAGUGAACGUGAUUCAGAGCAGAGUGGUUUAGAGACAACAUCCUCUUCGGUGACACGUUCAAAUUCAAGAGCCAGUACAAAAAGUUCAAAGAGCACGAUUAGCACCGCCACCAGCAAGGCCAGUGAAAUGAGUCAGAAUCUAGAGGAAGAUGAUGGCAUAUUUUCACCUACUCAGGAUGAAGAUUUUGAGGAGGAAAUGGAGGGUAAGCUGAAGAUUGUGAGAGGUCGAGCUAUGGAAGCUUUUUCGGAAGCUUCACCCAAACAAAUAUACGAAACCUCUACAGAUGAUUGGUAUGCUAGUGCUUCGGAUCAAGAGGAAAUACCCGGUUCUGUGGGUGCCAAAUCCUAUGGUCAUGGUGCUGUCAAUCCCGUGCUAGAAUGUGUCAAUCAAAUUCUCUUACAGCAAAGUAUGGAAGGUGUAGAAGAAAGAUCUCAAACUCCCCAAAAUUCUACCACACUACCCAGACGCAGUUCAUUAAGUGAUAGACGCAAUCAACGCAGCAAUAGUCGAGCUAGUGAUGGUGCUACACCCAAUUCCCGUAAUGGUACUUUAACACGCAAACGUGUACAUUUCUCUACGAAAAACAGUAUGGUACAUGUGCCACGCAACGAUGAAACCGAAGACGACGAGGAGGAUGUUGGUUGCGAAUUGAAAACCACAAAUAUGAUCUCAAAUUAUCAGGGUAUGACGGCGUAUAUAACACAUUCACCGGCCUUAGAUAACAGCAAUCAAAGUGAACGUUUGGAAAUUUUUAAUUACGAAAGUAUUUACAGUAAUGAAUAUGAACCCAUAGGAUCAGAGUUAAAUUCCUCAAAUUUAUAUGUAGACAUGGAUUCAAAUAAUAAAACGAGUAGCUCUGCAACAGAGAUUAACAGCAGCAAAGCUAAUAAAUUGCCGCCAGCCUUGCCACCUAAACCAGCUAAUUUGCUUAAGUUUAAGAAAUCCUUGCAACAACUCGAUGAAUCACCCGAUGAGUUGAUAGAGGCUCAUAAUAGCGAGGUCUUGGUAGAGCCUGACUAUUGCUCGAUAUCUGAGGUGAAUGUAGGCAUAACUAGUGUACAAAUUCGGGCUGAUAUACAUAGAGCUCCCUUGUCGGAACGUGAUUUAGAAUCGGUGAUAGAACAGGAUAAUGAUUUAGAUGCUGCCACGGUGAUAUCCGAGGCAGCCUCACAAAAGACUGAAGAAAUUGAAGAGAUUUUUGCUGAUAUACCAAAGUUACCCAAUGUGGCUGCCAUUAUAGCUCCUAAAUCCUCCUUAAAACAAAAUGAUUACUUAAUAAUGACACCUAAAGGUGAGCCCACAAAAAUGGGUAUUAUGGGCUUAAUGCCCAAUGCCACUAGUUCGCCUAAUACAUCGUUAACACUUCAUAACACCCCCAGCAGCAAUAAACCAGAUCGUAAUUCCUUGAAACUGAAUUUAACUCCCAUCAAUGGCAUAUUAAGCAAUUCCUUAAAGUCUAACAAAGUGGACACCAGCUUGAUGAGACCUCAAAUCAGUUCGGCCAAUUAUCAACAACAAUAUAAACGUAAACAUAUGCCAAAUAUUUUACAAGAAAUCAAUAAACGUUUAAGUUUACCUAAUUCUCCCCUAACGCCCACUACACCUAAAUCCUCAUUAUAUAGCAAAUCCUCUAAUGACAACGAAACUCUUACCAGUUUACCUUUACAAGCCGAAUUUGAUUGGUAUAAUUUAGAUGCUGAAUAUGGCAAAAAUACUCAAUCCGAUUUGCCCAAAGUUAAUGAAGCCCUCAAUACCGUCAUGCCCACCCUAUUGGCUGAUAUUAAAGAAGAUGGUGAAAGUUUAAUAACCACUGCCGAUGAGUACAAUUUAGAUGAGGAAUACAGCAAUGAAAUAGAACAGGAACAAAAUGAGGAAUCAAAAAACUCUAAUAAAUUAUAUAUCGAUUCAGAGACCCUUUGUGAAGCCAUUAAUCCCUCCUCGCAUAAGGCUAAGAAAAUACGCAAGAAUUUAGCAAAUUUUGAGAAAUUUAUAGAGAAUACUUCACUCACUAGCAAACCAUUGCCUACGAAACGUAAAAUCUAUUUUGCUGGACCUUUUGUGUGAUAUGUUGUAAAGAAAUAUUUUUAAAAAUAAAUUAAAAAAAAAAAAAAAAAAUUUGCAAAAUUUUUUUUCAAAACUUUUACC